Messenger RNA from Vespa crabro (European hornet), 1867 nucleotides. RefSeq names its product ATPase WRNIP1-like. The record is from RefSeq and is a predicted model, not a curated record. Gene Ontology annotation, biological process: DNA-templated DNA replication; regulation of DNA repair. Gene Ontology annotation, cellular component: nucleus. Bases 151 to 1812 code for a protein of 553 amino acids. The transcript has 6 exons. Gene Ontology annotation, molecular function: DNA binding; enzyme activator activity; ATP binding. Lineage: Eukaryota; Metazoa; Arthropoda; Insecta; Hymenoptera; Vespidae.
AACUGCAUGAACUAUGGGAACGAAUAUGUAGCCUUUGGCUAGAAGGAACGUCCUCUUUUAUACCCUCAAGCGAUUGGCUUAGGUUAAUGCAACGCUAUAUAAAAUAACGGUACUUUCAACCAAAAAUCUUUACUUUAAUUUCACUUCAACAUGAAUAUCAACGAGCAAGUUUCGUGUCCUAUAUGUCAAAUCGAUUUUCCAUCGUCGUUAAUUCAGUCUCAUGUUACAAAAUGUUUAUUUUUGAUCGACUCAAAUACCGCGGGUAUUUCAAAAGAGUCUAGUCAAAGUCCAGGAAGUAAAUCACUUAAAUCGAAAAGUUUUCCUAUGAAGAAACCCGAUAACAAGAUUACGAAAAGAAAAAUUAGUUCAGGACAAACAUUUUUAAUUACAAAGGGCGAUUCUACGCAGCAAGAUUUGGAGACCAAAGAAACUAUAAAUAAUCCAGCUAAAAAAUCUCGAAUUAAUGAACGCAUACCACUUGCCGAAAGAAUGAGACCCUCUAGUUUCUCAGGAUAUGUUGGACAGGAGCAUAUUCUUGGACCUCGAUGUGCUUUGUUUCAAUUAUUACAUAAGGGAGAAAUACCUAAUAUGAUUUUAUGGGGACCACCUGGAUGUGGCAAGACCUCUUUGGCAAAUGUCAUAGCACACAUAUGUAAAAAUAAUACAACCAAUAAGAUGCGAUAUGUAAAACUCUCCGCUGCUAUGGCAGGAGUUAAUGAUUUGAAAGAAGUGAUUAAUAUUGCUGCUAAUGAACUGAAAUUUGGUCGACGUACUGUAGUAUUUAUGGAUGAAAUACAUCGCUUCAAUAAGACUCAGCAAGAUGUUUUUCUUCCUCAUGUAGAAUCAGGAACUAUUACUCUUAUUGGAGCUACAACUGAAAAUCCUUCAUACAAUUUAAACUCUGCAUUGUUAAGCCGUUGUAGAGUAGUUCUUUUGGAAAAAUUGUCUACUUCUAAUUUAGUGUCUAUAUUAAAAUGUGCAUUAUCUUCGUUAGGUGGCAUAAUACAAAUUUCAUCCGAAUCAAAGUCUAUAACAAAUUUAUCAAGUGGAAUUAUUUCAGAAGCAUGUGGAUCUGGUACAUUGUCGAUUCCAAGAUUCAUUGUAGAUGAAGCUACCAUACAGUGGUUAGCAGAAACAUGCGAUGGUGAUGCUAGAAUAGCUUUAGGUGGUUUAGAACUUGCUGUGCUAUCUAAAAUGCCAAGCAAAGAGGAAUAUUUAGAAACUGAUCCUGUACUGAUAACAUUAAAUGAUAUUAAAGAAAAUCUAAGGAAAACACAUAUGUUAUAUGACAAAAAAGGAGAUCAACAUUAUGAUAUGAUUUCAGCUUUGCAUAAAUCGGUAAGAGCAAGCGAUGAAAAUGCUUCUCUUUAUUGGUUGACUAGAAUGAUCGCGGGUGGUGAGGAUCCAGUUUAUAUAGCAAGAAGAUUAGUUAGAAUGGCAUGUGAAGAUGUUGGCUUAGAGGAUCCAAAAGCUUUGAGUAUCGCUGUAAAUACCAUGAAUGGUUGUAAAAUGAUAGGUAUGCCAGAAUGUGAUGUUCUUUUGGCACAAUGUACAAUUUAUUUAGCCCGUGCCCCAAAGUCUAGAUUGAUGGAAGAUGCACUUAGAGCAGCUCAAAGCAUAGUAGCAAAUCAUAAAGGACCUCAACCAGGAGUACCGUUACAUUUAAGAAAUGGUCAAACAAAAACUCUUAAGAAUCUUGGAUAUGGUAAAGGAUAUAAUAUGUUGCAUAAAGACGAAUCUGGAUUAAAUUAUUUACCAGAAGGAUUAGAAAAUGUUGAUUUCUUUAUGAAAAAUGAGGAUAUUAAGUUUUAAGAUUUAUAGAAGCUUUUCUUUUUUUCCUUUUUAUAAAAUAUAUAUUUUUCUACAA